CUGUAGGCUAGUGCGCAUGACGAUACGAUGUAUACGAUGAACUCGCCAAAAUCUCUACAUAUUCCACAAAAAUGAUAACACCGGCACAAAAUUUAAACUUUCUGCAUUUAAGCUAACUGUCAACAGAUUGCAGUACAAUGCCUACUUUGAUUAAUUGAAAUUGUGUGCUAAAUGUAGAAUAUACAGUCAAGCUUCACUAAACGACAUUUAAAACAUAGCUUCCGACGCGUACUAACUGGCUAUACCACGGACCACCACGUGAAACAAAAUUUUCACAGGAAACUAUUACAAUCAAAAUAAAAUUAUCAUUAUUUGGAACUGGGUUUUGGUCUGCUUGAUAACAUUAAAUAAGAACAAUUGCAAUAUACCGUGCUUUGCAAUAACAUAAGCAAAUGUAAGCCAAUAUGUAAAGAAGUGAAUCUAAAUUUAUACAAAGAAUUACCUUAAUAAUGAACAAGUAAACCCCUUUUUAAGAGUCUCAUCCUUAUUGCGCUCAAAAAACACAGCGCAUUUCGUUUUGUUGUUAGCGAAUUAAAGAUAGAUAUUCAUUAGCCGUGCGUGAGCUCCGCAUAGUUCAUCGAGCUGUUCGCUUUGUUCAUAUCCAUCACUUUCUCCGAGCCCAAAAUUCAGGUCACUCUUCGGUAGGUUCAUCGAAGCCCUAGAUAUGUAGCAGGUUGUUCCAAAAGUUUGUUGUUGAUUCGUUGAUUGGCCGUGCGCGUUGAAAUAUUGACUUUUUGACUAUUGAUUAUUAAUGCUUCAAUUAAAAAUGGUACAGUUUAGACAAAUAUAUGGCAAUCAGAAAAAAAACAUAAGGUAAAAAAAUACACGAAAAAGUUGCAGAAUAAAGUGUGUUACGGAAUGCAAACCCUGCACACUUCUCUCGAAAGCAUCAUAUAUUGUCACACUUUGUGUACCGGCGUUGUCUAGCCAGUAUCAAUCGUCAGUAGUAGCAGUAUUUGUAACACUCGGGCCAAGUGUAGACAGUGCGAACAGUUCUAAAACUUUUACCUGUAACUUCACCCUCAACUUCGAUCCCAAAUUUGUAUGUUUCAAAUCUAAUUCCGCACCCUAACCCUCCCAACAAAAACAAAACACCAUGCAACGCAUUCCGAAUCCCGCUAAAGUGGCCCUCCGCCAGCGUAUCAAGCAGCAGCUGCACGCGCUAACGCCCGCCGAACGUCAGCGACAAUCGAGCAUCAUCAUCGACAAGGUUACGGCACUUCCGUUCUACGAGCAGUGUCAAAGGAUUAGCGUCUAUCUCAGCACCGACACCGAAGUCAACACCCGGCCCCUGCUGGAGCGCAUGUUUCAGCAACGCAAACAGGUUUUUGUGCCGACGUACAACAGGACCGCGAUGAAAAUGGUACGAAUCAAUGAUAUGGAGGAUUACGAGCGGCUACCGACGACCACGUGGAAUAUCAAGCAGCCCGCCUUCGACGAUGUAACGCGCGAUGAUGGUCUCACAACAGGACUCGAUCUAAUCAUUCUGCCCGGUGUAGCGUUUACCCGUGCAGGUGGGCGUCUCGGUCACGGUGGUGGAUAUUAUGAUCGAUUUUUGCACGAGUACUUUGGCAAACAUCCCAACGGCCCGCAGCACACCACCCACCUGGUGGGGGUCGGAUUUAGCGAGCAAAUUGUGGCGGCCGACGAGUUGCCGUCCGACGAGCACGACGUAUCGAUUGAUUGCACUGUAACGGCGGAUUGAAUAAUGUAGCGAGCGACCGGUAUUGUGCCGUUUAAUUGCAGCCUGUUGAAUACUCAGAAUGGGUGGAGGUUAGAAUCACAAAGGGUAAAGGGUUUGGUUUUAAAGUGCCCAUACCAAACACUUUGGACGUCAAAGGUCUUUUUUUAAUUUUCAAAGAAAAUAUAAGUAAUACGAAAUUCAAAUUAUUAAUUGCAUUCCAAUUCCCAAGAUUCGACGUAUUGGCCUCGAACCAACCAAUACUAACCCAUUCGACCCCACGGCUGUUUCAAAUCAAUUUAUAAAACAUUUUCAAUUAAUAAACUUUUUUCCCUCUCGACUGUUUCCUAAUAAA
Anopheles gambiae (African malaria mosquito) is the source of this 2036-nucleotide messenger RNA. RefSeq names its product 5-formyltetrahydrofolate cyclo-ligase (gene Mthfs). The transcript has 5 exons. Gene Ontology annotation, cellular component: mitochondrion. NCBI's taxonomy places the organism in Eukaryota, Metazoa, Arthropoda, Insecta, Diptera, Culicidae. The record is from RefSeq and is a predicted model, not a curated record. Bases 1097 to 1705 code for a protein of 202 amino acids. Gene Ontology annotation, biological process: tetrahydrofolate interconversion; folic acid-containing compound biosynthetic process. Gene Ontology annotation, molecular function: 5-formyltetrahydrofolate cyclo-ligase activity.